This is a messenger RNA of Boleophthalmus pectinirostris (great blue-spotted mudskipper), 8273 nucleotides long. It is a transcript of the gene sh3pxd2b, whose product is annotated as SH3 and PX domains 2B. NCBI's taxonomy places the organism in Eukaryota, Metazoa, Chordata, Actinopteri, Gobiiformes, Gobiidae. Gene Ontology annotation, molecular function: superoxide-generating NADPH oxidase activator activity; phosphatidylinositol binding; protein binding. Gene Ontology annotation, biological process: superoxide anion generation. The record is from RefSeq and is a predicted model, not a curated record.
ACCCCAGCGUAAACUCAUCUCUCAGUUAAUUUCCCUCUUUGUAUAAAUAGGUUACGGUCAGGAUAGUCAGCAUUUGAAGUAGGUAAUGAAUGUGAAUACGCGCCUGUGGUUUGCUGUGACGCUGGAGGAGGGUGGUCCGUGCGUGGAGCGGAAUGGAAGCGCGUCCGAGAGGGGAGUAGGCGAGCUGGGAUAGGCUGGUAGUUCGGUCGGAGCACUCAUCGGGACGGGACGCAGCGCUGUAGGAGAGAGGAGAGCAGGAGAGAGGAAAAAGAACAACUAUUUUCGCUUCUACGUGGCCGAAUGCUGCGUCGGAACCGUCAAGUGGGGAUUACGCGCGCUUGUCGAAUCGCUUAAACCCGGGUGCGGAUGACCAAAACGCGCCACGACGUAAAGUUUCUUGGUGGGAUUUGAUUCGUCCCGACUACCCUUAGCUUCGCUGUGGAUACGAACCAAAGGAGGGGAACAUCAUGCCACGGCGCACGGUGCACGAAGUAACAGUGCAAGAUGUGCAGAAGAGAAGGACGCCGAGCAAGCACUACGUCUACAUUAUCAAAGUCUUGUGGAGCGAUGGCAGCACAGACACCAUUUACAGACGCUACAGCAAGUUCUUCGACCUCCAGAUGGAGUUGCUGGAUAAAUUCCCAGUGGAAGGAGGACAGAAAGACCCAAAGAGGAGAAUCAUUCCUUUUCUGCCAGGUAAGAUCUUGUUCAGGAGAAGUCAUAUCAGGGACGUGGCCAUGAAGAGGCUCAGACCCAUCAAUGAGUACUGCAGGGCUCUGAUCCAGCUGCCUGUCUACAUCUCUCAGUGCGAGGAGGUCCGAGUGUUCUUUGAGACCAGACCCGAGGACCUCAACCCCCCCAAAGAAUCUGCUGCAGUUACAAUAUCACUGCAGGGGGGUGGAGAUUCUACACCAGCGAAAAAUGAGGACCGCGACGUGACGAUCGUAGUUUUGCAAGGAUUCACGUGGUUUGGAGGGACGUACUCAAGGCAGGGGGCAGUUGUUGUCAAGGCAGCCACCCUAACUAUAAAGCGCUGCGGGAACCAAUUGGGAAAAAGAAAUCUGGUUGUUGAGAAAAAUGGCAGUGGCUGGUGGUACAUCCAGAUAGACGACAAAGAAGGCUGGGCUCCGGCUACUUUCAUCGACAAAUACAAGAAAACCAGUAAUGCGUUGAGACCCAACUUUCUCGCGCCUUUGCCCAACGAAAUGGAGCGUCUCACUAUGGAAGACAACAACCACGUCAACUCCACUACAGACGAUACCUGGUCUAAACCAUUACCUGAUGAGCCUACCACGUCCGAGUCUUUCAUUAGACCCAAACUGAGAGACUGGAAAACCAAUAAGGCUCCUGCUUUCGGAGGACCAUUACCACCAGCUCCUUCAGCGCCCCCAAGUGAGGAGAAACCAGCGCUGCCGCCUAGAAGAGAGUCCAUUCACAAGAGCUUGGAGUUGGAGGUGGCGGAGAAGACCAAAUCUGACAUGUCUAAACCUUUACCUCCAAAACCCCCUGCACCUGGCGUCAUCGUGCCACUAGUUGGCGCGAAGCAGCCUCCGUUCAAACCAGAGAAACCGGCGGAGCCAAAGAAGGAAGACAAAAGCAAAGCCCUUCACCUUCGGAACGAGAUGGGGCUGGAAUGCGGUCACAAAAUUUCCGCCAAAGAGGUCAAGAAGUUUAAUUUGAAACCAGUGCCCAAACAGCCUCCUAAACCUAGACAAGAUUCCCAAGAGGAGAAGCAGGAAAGCGCUCCACCUCCAGCAUUCAUGAAACCAAAACCAACAGUAAAACCUAAACCAGUCCCAGCCGCUAAACCUGAAUUACCAGCAGAAGAUAAACUGGAUAUCACCAAUCUACGAAGCAAGCUCAGACCAUCGAAAGCUUCCGAUCCAGGCUCGUCUUCGGAAAGCAACGGCGUAGCUAAGCCGAGUUCGCCCACUAGCUCUCCUCCGGUUCUUUUGAACAACAAGGCCAACGAUGAACCGCCGAAAUUCCCUCCUAAACACAUCAACGGUCACAGCCAGGACCGAACCUCCUCGCCUCCUCCGAAACCGGCAGUUCCCCCGCACAAAGAACCUCCCCAGAGACCUCCCGCCAUGCAACCCAAAAGACCCCCUCCUCCCAAGAAAUCCGACCCGGCGAGUCCCACCGAAUCCAAACCGGCGCCCGUUUUCAAGGAAGACGGCCCCAAGGUUCCCCAAAUGGGUCGACCGCCUCCUCCCAAACCUAAAGGAUUCGCCCAAAGCAAGGACGAACCCAAAGCGAACAAAGUACCCAUUCCACCGAAACCGCAAGUCAAAAGCGACAAGCCUGGACCGCCGAGCAAACUGCCGCCGUUGCUGAAGGAGCCGAGUAAGGAUGAACUGUACCUGGCCGUUGCGGACUUUGAAGGCGAUGAGCAGACGUCAGGGUUUAAAAUAGGUACGGUGUUUGAGGUACUGGAGAAGAAUAGCAGCGGGUGGUGGUUUUGUAAAAAUGUCGCAGAGGAGGUAGAGGGCUGGAUCCCCUCGAAUUACCUCAGCAAGAAACCUUAAGGAGUGGAUGUUGGGGGGUCAAAUCAUCGCAAUAAGAAAAGUACAAAGGUGGACAUCAACAAGUAUUUCUUUUUCAGUUGUUCAACUUAAAGGGAUAAAGAUUCAGUACGCUCAGAGUGAAAUAGUCUAGGCUGUUGUAGGAUUUAGGAAGAUAAACAAAAUCAACAAAAUCAACAUAAUCCCGGUUUAUAGGGUUUAAAUGCUUACUGUGCUUUCUGCAUCUAAUUAUAAAGUAUUUUUAUCGCCCACAAACCAGGAAAUAAGGUUGGUGCACUGUUUGCAUGCUAGUUAUUGUUAGCGUAAAUGGUUAUAAACGUCAAACGGUCAUACCAGCCGGAAAAACUCCACUUUGGUCUCUGAAAGUUGCAAAACAAGCCUAAUCUUUGUGAAUAAUUGAGAUACUAACGAUGUUUUAGGAAAGUGAGGAAUAACUUCGGAUGACUACAAAUAGUUUAAAAUGAAGUAGGUCUGCGUUUUUUCACUUUGUCAAGACCGUAAAAAUCAGGUACAGUGCCUUUAUAGGGGAUCGAUUUUUAGUUUUUAGGAAAAGCAUCUGGCUUAACUAACAAAAACUGCCAAAACUCGAUGUAGACCAGAAACUCAGAUGUUAUAAAAACAACAUUUCACUCGCGUGUUCUGAACUAAUGUAAUAUUAAUGGGAGAACUGACGUAGUCCUGUGUAGUAAUGCGUAUUUAUAGGUACUUUUUAUGUCGACAAGGAUGAUCUUAAUCAGAGUAUAGCAAUAACACUUCGCCUUGUCUAGUCCUAUGUUUACUUAUCUUAUAGUUGUUUUUUUUAGGAAACUUGCUUUUAUUGCAGUAAUAGUAGCAGCCGUUGUUCAAUCCAUGUAUAUGUAUUCCCCAUGCCUUCUAUUAUACCGUGCCUCAAUGUUAUAUGCAAAGUGCUUCGGUGCGUUCUGUAGUAGGUGUUGUCUGUGUCAGCGGCCAUUUUGCGUAGGGACAGUUUUAUAUGCCAAGUAAAAGAUGUUCAAAGUCACUUACAGAUCCCAAAGUACAGUCAUCUACCAUAGUUUUUUUAAUAGAGUAACGCUUCAUUUUGGCACCUCGUGGUUGGUUGGUGGAAUGUGAGGAUGUAAAUAGGCCUGUAACGAUAACAGAUUUUGCUGGACGAUUAAUUGAUCAAGAAAUUAUUGUGAUAAGCUAUAAUAUCGACAUUUUGGGACCAUUUUCUUUAAUAUAAUGACAAUGGAAUAAAAAUGCAAAUAUACAUUCUCAAAGAUCAAUACACUUUAUCUUGUAAAGAACAUUUAACACAGGAACUGCAAGACAACCAGGAACAAUAGGCCUAAAUAAAAUCGACUUGUUAACAUAAGAAUAUCCUGUGCUCUACUCAUCAGAGUUGGGGACUUGUAAGUCUGUAAGUCGUGACUUGGGCUCGAGACAGACGUGAGUCACUAUUUUUAGGAGACUUGACUUGAUAAAAUGGACUUGGGACUUGACUUGGACUUGCGCCCUGUGACUUGAGAAGACUUGAUGCUUAGACUAGUUGACAAAUUAACCGUUAUUAAACACUCUUGAAUCUUAACUCUUUCUAUUCUGACUGUAAUAAUUUGCUCUCCUGUCAAGACAUUUAAAAAGGAAAAAUGUACAAAAAAUUAUUUUCAUAUAUAAAUAUAUAAUGACUUUUUAAGUACAAUUUAGUUUAAAAUUCAUAUAAAUUGCAAAAAAUUAUGUAUCACGGCUGGAAAAGUUAUCAAGCUUGUAAAAAAUUAUUGUACAAUUAAUUGAUUUAUUGAUUAUCGUUACAGGCCUAGAUAAGCUUUGUCCUUAAAGUUGGUUAAUUAAUUGGCAAACUUCAGAUUUUUAAAGGAGAGAGAGUAAGUACUUUAGUUGGUUGCUGGUUCGAUUCCAGGACACAGUGUGUGUUUGGGUGGUGUUUUUGUAUUGGGUUGUGUUGGACGGUGUGAGAAGAAGGAAAAACAGGAAAGAAUUUUAAAGAGGGGGUAUUAUACGAAAUAAUUUUUUGAGCUUCUACCAGGUCAUAGCGAUGUUCCCUUAUCAAAACAUUAGAUGUAAUCCAUUUAUGUUCACGCAUGUUUGAGUAAUUCAGCGAUCUCUCCCGGGCCCUAUUUGAACUAUUCUGUGCAAAGCUCCGCCCUCAAGCCUACAUCAUCCAUGCUCCCACCAGACAACUCUCCGUAAAUAUACAAAAAACAUGAUACAAAACUAAACUCAGCAACUUCACUGCAAAAAGCUUGGCCAAAGUUUAAGAUAUAAACACUUAAAUCUAUCAGAAAAUGACUUAAAAGUAGUGAAAUGAUCUGUCCAUGCAGCAAGAUCAUUUCACUUGACAAGUUAUGGCAAAAGGAGAAAUUCAAUUUUAUUUUGUCCUAAACUGAAGAAGCUGCUUGGACGAGCUGCGGAACGUAUUCGACCAAAUAAACUUUUGUCCAGUUGGCAAAUUGAUUUUCUCCUUUUGCCAUUGGAUUCUACCUGGACGACAGAGGGAUUUUACACACAUUUGACAAGUUAUCUUAAAAUAAACAACCUCUAGACAAGAAUUAAACAGUCUCAGAACUAGCAAGUCGAUAAUAACUCUGAAAACAAGAUGAACAACCUGAUAUAACUUUUAAAAUCUUGGCCAGAUCAGAGAAAUUUGCAGCGUGUACGUGACAAAUACGACGUGCAGUAGUUUCGUUAGUGUUCUGAUAGCGCUCUGAAGGGGGAGCGACUUAGCGUAAGGAGCAAAAGCAGAGUGGACUGGCGUGGGGGACAAUAAAAGGUGAACAUGGUGAUCUCAAUAUGUUACGUUUUAGUCAAGUAAAAGUAAAAUACCUCCUCUUUAUGUUUUACAAAUACUGGUAGAGUCACUAUGGAUUAUUUGGCCAAUACAUUUCAGUUUUCUGUGCAUUUUUUUCAGUGGAUUCAGUUGUUUUAAUUAUCUCUUAAAGGCAAUAUAAAGAUACAAAAUAUGCAGCAGUUGUAAUAAAACAGAAAUUGGAGUUUGGGGGCCCCGAUGAGUUCAAACGACUUCGUACAAAACUAUAGAUUGCACAUGUUUUUGGUAGUUCACUUUACUAACUUAGAGCUACAAGAUGCCUUUGCCGAGUAGACACGCUUCUAUAUAUAACAUGUUAUUUUUGCCAUUUAUAUUUUUAUAUUAUUACUAAUGUAUCAGAUUUGCACUUGUAGGAGGACGGUGGAAGAAUGCCACAGUGCAUUUUUACAAUUAUUUUAAUCGUAUAUAUAGCCAUUUUUGUAUACCCUAAAUCUAAUAAUGUUGAAAAUGUAAUAUUCAGACUUGAACAAAAUGUAAAGACAAUGUAAAAUAUGUUUAUUGUCAUCAUAAAGCCCAACAAUUGGAAAAUGUGGCAUGCCUCGCUAGACCAGGUGUGGGAGAAUCACAUUGAAUGAAAAGUGCAAUGAUCAGCAGUAUUGUAAAGAGUGGUGCUUGGAUGACGUCUCUAUGUAAAGUAUAGUUUGACAGAAAAGCUUGACUGGUCUCAAGCUAAAAAAAUAUCAUCCAAAUAUUUUUAUUGUACAGUAACUAGAGUCCUAGCUUUUCAGUAAUGCUUCAUCUGUUUGACUUUGUUUUUCGAUGAAGGGAUUUCAGUGAAAAAGGGGCAAAGCUUUGUUCACUGCGAAACGUGAAUAUCGAGGUUAGAAUUACUUGGCUUUAGAAGAGUAAUAAAAAUGUAAGUCUUUUUUUUUUUCAGUGUGAGGCUUCAUUUCUUAUUUGAACUGGAAUGUUUUACUGGUUUCAAAACAUUUCUGACUGGAACAUUUUUCUAGAGAUAAGAAAGAAUGUGUUUAAAGAAGUAAAAUUUAAACAAACUAACUUGCCUCCUCGUCUCCAUGGAGAUGGUAUUGCUGUGCCCAGAAUAUUCCACAGAAUGGCAUUAAACGUAUCUAUCUUAUCUUAUGUGUGAGUCGUAAAACACAUGUAAAUUAUUAAAUGCAAGGUAGAAACAUUUUUGCCAUGCCACAGUGUUGGGAAGAAACUUUAAACAUGUGCUGAAAAUGCACAUUCUGAAUACAAUAUUUAUCAGACUGUAAGUAUAAGUCGCACCAGCCAAAAAAUGAAUUAAUGAAUGAAGAAUUAAAAAAACAUAUAUAAGUCGCCCCGGACUAUAAGUCGCACUUUUUGGGGAAAUGUAUUUUAUAAAAUUAGAGACCAGGAACCGACAUUUCAUCUUGAAAGGCAAGUUAUACUAAUAAAAAUAGAACCGAGAACAACAGACUGAAUAGGUGUUAAUAUGUUAAUGUAACAUAUGAACAGUUAUUCAGAAAAUUAUAGCAUAAACAACAUAACAUAAGUUUACCAAACUCACGAUCUGACUCCAAAUCACUAAAUCCAUUGAAUUCUUUAUCCUCUGUGUUACUUCUGCGUGACCUCCGGAGAUAAAACAUAGAUCCAUGAUGUAAACAGAGCGCCGCUUCCUCUUCUGUGUCGCUGUCGUCAGACUCAGCAUCAGUUCCAGUUAGAAUUAUUCCGGUCUUUCUGAAUCCCGACAGGAUGGUUUCGGUGUCACUGAACUUCAGGCUUUGUCGAUUCAUCCAGUGACUUCCAGGAAAGUUACAUCCUAUAAGUUGUAUAAGUUAUGAGCACACAUGAAAUUCUUACCUAGAACUUAUCCGACGUUAUGCCAGCGUAUUUUCCAAAUUUUCCAUACGUCAGCAUACGUUGGCUAAAUCGUCAAGGUUUAACAGCCCCAUAACCAUGAGCCUUCCCAUAAUAUCUCAAUAAAUAUCGUACCGUGAGGUUCAUACCGUGACAAUAUCGUAUUGUGAGACUUGGAUAUCGUUACACUCCUAGUAAUGAGUCUUAUUAUAUCAAUUUAUAUGUCCAACCGGGAUAUUGGCUGAACUGAUAUUUGGAAGUCGUUAUUCCAUCCAGCUAAUUUUUCAGUAUCGGCCCUGAUUUUUUAUCCCAGUAUUGAAUCGGUGCUUCCAUAAUUCUGAUACAGUUACUUUAUCAUUUGGCAGUAUUCAGAAUAUAGUUUCUUUUCGAGAAUCAAAGGAAUACUUGGCAGUACUUCAUCUGCAGUUUUGGGUUUGGACUCCACAGAAUUAAGUGAGAAAAUGUGAUUAAUUAGACAUAAAUGAAAGUAUAACAAACAGUACGACAAAAGUAAAACUGUCCAUGAUGUAAAAGUACUCUGAAUACAGUACUCUGAUCGAGCCAUGUACCUGAACAAAUUACAAAAUACAGUAUAUAGUAUUCUGUAAACAGGCAAUAUUUUCAAAGUAUUCUUCCCAUCAGUGUCUGUGGAACAUUUCAAGUCAAAGUAGCAGCAUCUCUACGGAGACAAGUGGACGCUUAGUUACUUCAUGCACCUUUCAUGAUUCAAGUAAUUCUAACUAUAAUACAGGUAUUCAGUUUUGCAGGGUUCGGUUUUUGUUUCAUUUUUCCGUCAUGUAUCCACUGCCAGUCUGUCCAAACACACACGGAACUCAAAGCGCUACACAAUCCGACAAGGCUGGGAGUGGUAACACUGAUAUUAACUUUAAAUACUGUUAACGUGUUCUGCUCUUAGUCGCUUUACUAAACCUUAUGACACUACACAUGUUACAAAAAUAAUAAAAACAACCAAAAAAGAGGAUUUAGCAAGUCUGUAAAAUGGCUUUUAUUUUGGCCAAAGACUGUUUCAAUGCAAGUUCAUUGUCAGAUAAUGUUAAGUUUCAGUAUUGUAUUGUUUUAAAUGUGCUUUUGCUUUAUACUUUCUUUCUUUGCAUCUUCUUUUUUUACUCGAGCCAAUAAACAAAGACAUUUUUUCCAACGUC